This is a messenger RNA of Drosophila obscura, 1244 nucleotides long. It is a transcript of the gene mRpL1, whose product is annotated as 39S ribosomal protein L1, mitochondrial. The record is from RefSeq and is a predicted model, not a curated record. The coding region runs from base 92 to 1162 and encodes 356 amino acids. Gene Ontology annotation, cellular component: large ribosomal subunit; mitochondrion. Gene Ontology annotation, biological process: translation. Gene Ontology annotation, molecular function: structural constituent of ribosome; RNA binding. Lineage: Eukaryota; Metazoa; Arthropoda; Insecta; Diptera; Drosophilidae. The transcript is spliced from 3 exons.
UAAUAUCGAUAAAAAAUAUCGGCGGCGGCGAGGUUAUGCAAAAGCAAAAAUUCUCUGUUAAAUUGUUUUAAAUUGGAUAAUUCUGAAAGAAAUGCAGUCGAUUUUGUCGUCAAUGCGUGCCCUGGCCUUGCGCCAGUCGACAGGGGAUGCUGUACGGCGCCUGCACCUGACCGCCAUCAGCGAAGCGGCUCGAAAAGGCACCAGAGAGAAGGCCCGCAAGAAGAAGGUUAAAGUGGAAGUCAAGAAGGUGGGAUUCAUUCCGCACAAUCAACGCGACAAGAAAAUCAACGUAAAACGUGCGGACAAACAUGUGGACGACUCCUGGAAGCAAGUGUCCAAAGACGAUGUUUACGUGGGACGCUAUUACCGCUGGCCGGUGUACAGCGUGGCAGAGGCCAUACAGUGUCAUCGGGAGACACAUCAUCCGAGCAUGUACAAUGUGCCCAAGGCGCCCCUGAAUGUGGAGAUUGAGCUGAACAUGCAGGGCGAGAAGGCGACUCGGUUUGUGGACAACUUCCAGCGCAUGGCCAUGAUUCCGCACAAGUUUGAGCAUGGCGAGGAGCGCAAGAUCAUAGUCUUCACUAAGGGCAACGACGAACUCUUAGAGGCAAGAGAAGCCGGUGCUUCGCUUGUCGGUGGCGUGGAACUGAUCAAAGAUAUAACUGGCGGCGAGCUGCUGCUCUCCGACUACCAGUUCAUCAUUGCACAUCCCAACAUUCUGCCGGAGCUAGUCGCACUGCGUGGUCUGAUGAAGCGGAAAUUUCCAAACCCAAAGAGUGAAACGUUAGGCGCAAAUCUGGCGGAGAUGAUUGUUAAGUUUUCCAGUGGCAUUAGCUACAGUGCAACCAAGGAUGAGUAUCAGCAGAACUUUGGCCUAAUCGCCGCCAGUGUGGGACCCCUGGACAUGGAUGCACAAAAGCUGGAGGAGAACCUCAAACAUCUGCUUCAGGACAUCAACAGCAUGCGCCCCAAGCGCGAGGGGAAGUUCAUUACUCGAGUAUUGCUCAAGAGCCCGCCCAGCAGUGAGCAGCUGAAGAUCGAUCCGUUUGUAUAUGUGCCCGAGAUGUGGGACAAGAGCUCAGCGAAGGUGAAACGGGACGAGGCUAAGAAGCAGGAGGAGCCAGCGGGGACUGAAGCCCAAGAGGCUGUAGCUGCCAAUUAAUUAUAAACAUGCAUGCCUAUGUAUUUGCAUUGUUGUUGAUUUCGUUUGUGCAUACUUUUUAAACUUACAUCUGCUUAUAUAC